AUGGCGGACGACGAUUCCCGGACCGCGACCCUGGGUCGCAAGCGCCAGCGCGAACUGCAGGAUGACCAGGCCAACGCAAGAUUCUCCACUCCGGAAAAGAAAGUGAAACUGGAUGAGGAUGACGACGACGAGAGUGACUAUUCCCCAUCGCCGGAUCUUCCCCAGCUCGAGUCUUCACGUGAGCACCCAGAUUCACCAUCUCGGCAUGAUGGGGGCUUCCCGCACAUGUCCGGUGAUGAGCAGUCUGCGGCCAAGGCCGCACAGCUCAGCACUGCCCAGGAAAAGGCCGACACUGGGAAGCCAGAGCCGCCGCCGCCUGAAGGAGAGGACUUCAUUGCCCUGCUGGCGGAUGAUGAUGACUUCGCCGAGGAGAAUGACAAUUCCCCCAACCAUUCCGGCAGCGAGGCUGGAAGCGAAGCAGGCGAGAAGGGAAAAACCAAAGAUGCGACCGUUGAAGGUAGCCAAGCUGCAGGCACGCAGUCCAGCCGCAUAUCCUUGACGAAGACACAGCGCCAGCUCAUCCGCCAAUUCGAAGAGGAACGGGCGCUUCGAAUCAUGAGGACUGGUCUCGGUACCUUCUGGACUGCGAAGAAGGGGUUCCACACCCAGGAUGCUGUGGGUGCGGUCAUCUCCAUGGCAAUCCCCCAAGUCCCAGACAAGAAAGACCCAAACAAAAUGGUGAGGGGCAUUACCAAGGAAGUGAUCCGUACCCGCGUGGUCACUGCCAUAGGCUCCAACUGUCCCAUGGGCCUUUUGGGGAUAUAUCACGACCAAAACCAAUCAUCCUGGCAGUUCAACGAGCUGGUGGUUUUCCGCACACAGGAGCAGAUGGAGGCUGUGAAGAGCUUCUUUGCAGCAACACCUUUAGAGUUCAGUCUCAAAGGUGGCAACAAGAAAGACAAAGAGAAAGAGUUCUUCGUCAUGAGCGUUCUACCCGCUAAAGAGAGCAACAAGUUGCAACUUAGCGACAACAAGAAGCUAAAUGCGAAGAGGGGUGUUACAUCGAUUCUAGCCGAGGCUCUCUCACAUUACGUGAAGCAAAGUUUGGAAUCUGGGCAAAUGAGCCCUGGUGACUAUGAAGGUUUCAGUCCUAAUGAACCUAAGAAGGUUCUUCAAAAAGCAGCGAAACAGGACAUCGGUGCUGGCAUGAUUAAGGCCGACCCCCAGGUUGCCUGGAGUCACCUGGGUAACAAACCUCAGCCGACUUCGAAGGCCGGAUCGCAGGCAACGUCAAAACCGACAAGCGUAGCCUCCACCAAACCUUCCACCCCAGCGAGCGAGGCACAGGACACUAACAAUAGCUCCGACGAAGAGGGCGAAAUCACCCCCGAACCCGUCAACGAUUCUCCUCAACUGGAAACACAACAAGACACGGAUCAGAACAGCACAGCCACCUCAGUUCCGAACGGCCAAAUGCGUACACACUUCACGCAGCUCAGCGAAUCGGAGCAGGUGCUCCAAGUGCGCUACUUUGGCGAGCCCGCAGAUGGUUUGGUGCGCUGCCUUACUUGUGCCCAGAAAGGUCACAUGAAAGAGAGCUGUCCAUCCAGAACUUGCCAGCAUUGUCAAGCCGUCGAUCAACACUUCACGAAGAACUGCCCGACCAUCGCCAAAUGCGCCAAAUGCCGCGAAAGGGGCCAUUCCAAGGAGAGCUGUCCGUCCAAGCUAGCGCGCUCAUCGGCGGACGGCUUCUCCUGCGACCUGUGUAACGAGAAGGGCCACCCGGAGGAGGAAUGCGCCCAUCUCUGGUCUUCGUUCGACCCGGACAAGAUCCCCAACCUCAACAAGGUGGCAAGAAUGACGGUCUCGUGCUACCAGUGCGGAUCGCAGCAGCACUGGGGCGACGAUUGCCCGAUGCGGCCGCGGAAAGUUACCGUCAAAAGUAACCUCUUCUCGGCCAAGGAGGCCAACAAGUACCUCAUCGAUCCACAGGCCGCCGCCGAGGAGCUCCGCCGGAACGGACCCGGCGAUCAAGGCAUGUCGAUCAGAGGCCGCGCGCAGGGCGGCCAGGGCCAGCACACGUACUUCUCCUCGACCGACGACGAGGGCGACAUCGACAACUUCUACCGCAACAAGCGUGGCGGCAACAACAACAACAACAAUAACAAUCACAACAGCGGCCCCGGCGCGCCUUCGCGCGGCAACAUCCGCAUCAACACCGGCGCCGGCUUCCGCGGCGGCCGCUUCUCGCAGAAGAACGAUCGGGGCCACAAUAGCAGCGGCGGCGGCGGCGGCUACGAUAGCUAUCGCCAGAACGGCGGCAACCAGUUCGAGCCCAUCUCAUCCGGCUGGCAGCCGCCUCUUCCCAACGAGCCCCCGCCACCGCUCCCGCCGCUGCCUCGCGGUGGCAACGGAGGUGGUCGUGGACGGGGCGGCGGCCGUGGCGGACGCGGGGGCGUGAACCAGAUGCCGUUGCCCCCGAGACCCCAGCCUCCGUCCGGCCCCUCCAGGAAGCCUUGGAGGGGCAGGGGCGGGAAGAAGUGA
Lasiodiplodia theobromae is the source of this 2484-nucleotide messenger RNA. RefSeq names its product Zinc finger CCHC-type protein. The transcript has a single exon. Bases 1 to 2484 code for a protein of 827 amino acids. The record is from RefSeq and is a predicted model, not a curated record. Lineage: Eukaryota; Fungi; Ascomycota; Dothideomycetes; Botryosphaeriales; Botryosphaeriaceae. Gene Ontology annotation, molecular function: zinc ion binding; nucleic acid binding.